AUGGGUCUCAUGUACCCGGUUGGCGGCGCGGCCGCUUUUCUCGCAGUUGUUGGGCUUUACAUGCUCUUUAACAGCGAGGGUGAAGUCUUCAACGUCGGACUAUUUCUUGAGACGGUUUCUCCUUAUACCUUUGCUAGUAUAGGUAUUGGCCUCUGUAUCGGUCUAUCAGUCGUGGGAGCAGCAUGGGGAAUAUUCAUCACCGGCUCCUCAAUCGUAGGCGGCGCAGUCAAGGCCCCAAGAAUACGAACAAAAAAUUUAAUCUCCAUCAUUUUCUGCGAAGUUGUCGCCAUUUACGGUGUUAUUAUGUCGAUUGUCUUUUCGUCAAAAGUCACCUACAUCGCUGCCGAUGAGCUCCAUUCCGGGAGUAACCUGUACACUGGCUAUGCGCUGUUCUGGGGCGGCUUGACUGUGGGGGUGUGCAAUCUUAUCUGUGGUAUUUCCGUGGGCAUCAACGGAAGCAGUGCUGCAUUAGCUGAUGCGUCAGAUCCUAGCUUGUUUGUCAAAGUUCUCGUAGUCGAAAUCUUCAGCUCCGUCCUCGGUCUCUUCGGUCUCAUUAUCGGUCUGCUUUUAUCCGGAAAAGCCAACGACUUUGUUUGA
Molecule: messenger RNA, 597 nt
Organism: Paracoccidioides brasiliensis Pb18
Product: V-type ATPase, C subunit
Exons: 5
Coding region: 1-597 (198 amino acids)
Biological process (GO): proton transmembrane transport
Cellular component (GO): proton-transporting V-type ATPase, V0 domain
Molecular function (GO): proton-transporting ATPase activity, rotational mechanism
Source: RefSeq, a predicted model, not a curated record